This is a messenger RNA of Sander lucioperca (pikeperch), 1237 nucleotides long. Its product is annotated as MICOS complex subunit mic25a-like. The record is from RefSeq and is a predicted model, not a curated record. Gene Ontology annotation, biological process: inner mitochondrial membrane organization. Bases 205 to 918 code for a protein of 237 amino acids. The transcript has 9 exons. Lineage: Eukaryota; Metazoa; Chordata; Actinopteri; Perciformes; Percidae. Gene Ontology annotation, cellular component: mitochondrion; MICOS complex.
CUUUACUUCAGAUACGCAACCAGUGACUCCGUAUUUUUUUUAUCCAACCAAUGAGCUCAGAGGAUACUGUAGCGCCAGUUUGACCUUUAUUAGAGCGUUUUACCACCGGUCGCUGUGGCGGCGACUCCUACCGCUCUCUCAUUUAUGUCUCUACAUAGUUUUUAUUAUUUUUUCUAAUCAGGUGCCAACCGACAGCAGGUCAAAAUGGGAGGUAAUGGCAGCACGUCCAAGAAAGUGUCAUUCGGACUGGACGAGAACGAGAAGGUCACAGUAAUUGAAGGAGUAAAGCUCUCAGAGGAUGUGCUUCGGCGGAUAAAGGAAUCUCAGGGGUCGGACAGCGCCAAGCCACCAUCGUCUCCGCCAGAUGCUCACCAACCACCAACAACUCCAAAACCAACAGGACCUACCACUACAGAAAUACAGGAAGAAAUCCGCAAAAGCUUUGAGCAUCAACAAGCCCUGGUACAGGAGCAGUUGGCCAGAUUGGCCCAGAAGGAGAGAGAGACAGGAGCAACCUCAGGGCUGGAUGAGCUGACCCCGGCCAUCCUCAUCGAGAAAGGAAAGGCCCAUGAAGAGCAACAAAAGGCCAAGAUACUGCCAGCAGAUUUGGAUGCCUGGGCCAAACAACUGGGGAGGAAAGAGAAGGAACUGACCAGCAUAUCCAGCUUCUAUAAAGAGCAACUAGAAAUACUGGAGAAAAAGAAUGUUGACAACUACAAGCAGAUGGCUGAACAGUACAACGAGGCAGCUACUAAAGCUGAGGCCUACAUCCGACCUCGACAGACUGCGUCUGUGUGCAGUGAGCUGCAGGCAAAGGUGCUCCAGUGCUACAGAGAAAAUCCCCAGCAGACCCUGCACUGCUCCAGCCUGGCCAGACAGUACAUGACCUGUGUCCAGCAAGCCAAAAAGGUACAGUAGGCAAGGGUUACAAACGAGCUCACUGACGAAUCAUGGCUGAGAAAGCAGAAGGAGAAGGAGAAGAAGUGAAGAAGGAGAGAGCAUAUCAGAUCUGUCCAUUUUUCGUCCUCCUUCUGUCCUUCUAACCAUCCAUCCAUUUAUUUAUCCACCAUCACUGAACAACCCCCUCCUCUUUCCCACUCACCGGCCUUCCUGGUUUUUGAGUGUAUUAUCUUGACAUGUCACUCCAGAGUGUAUGAUGUGCUGAUUUAUUGUCGUGUUGCGGCAGCACACCCCUGCUGCCGCUGAAAUAAAUCCCAGUGAUCCGGUGGUGAUGAGA